Messenger RNA from Solanum verrucosum, 1100 nucleotides. Its product is annotated as ycf20-like protein. NCBI's taxonomy places the organism in Eukaryota, Viridiplantae, Streptophyta, Magnoliopsida, Solanales, Solanaceae. The transcript is spliced from 3 exons. The coding region runs from base 159 to 743 and encodes 194 amino acids. The record is from RefSeq and is a predicted model, not a curated record.
CUCGGUAAAUAUUUGAGUUCAACAAAAUGGCAACUAAUGACACUGUUCCGACUGUAUAAUUGGUCGGCGGGAGAGACGACGGACGGCGGCUUCUCUCACCGGCGCCGCCAGAGGAAAUUGACCGGAGAUAAUCAGAAGCCGAUAGAUUCCUACAAGGCAUGGCUGCCAAACUGCCUUUACAAAGCUGUCCCACAAUUUCUAAGCAUUUGAGUGCUGAUCAAAUGGGAUCAAGAUUUAAUGGAGCUGUCUGCCUUAGGAGAGCUGCACAUUCAAUAGGCAGAAUCAUGCAUUUCCAGCUAUCUUUUACUAAUAUUAUCCAGCCUUAUUCUUUCAGAAAUUUCAAGAGGCGGGCAUGGUCUAUAAGAAGUGCUGCAGAUGGCAGUGGACUAGAUUCUUCUCCUACAACCAGCGGUAGCAGUGGAACUCGACUUAUUAGGGCCAUAGAGGCUCUUCUAGUCAAACUAGAUGCCAGAAUUAAGGUGUUGAGAAAAAACCUACCAAUGAAGUUGCUGUUUUUCUUAGUGGGUUUCUAUUGUGCAACCGCAUUUGCCACUGUAAUAGGGCAGACAGGUGAUUGGGAUAUUAUUUCUUCUGGAUUAGCUGUGGCUGUGGUAGAGGGCAUUGGAGCUCUCAUGUAUAGAUCUAUUCCUUUAAUUGAUGGGGUAAGGGGCAUCAUCAUUAUGUUCAAUUAUUGGAAAACUGGGCUGACUCUUGGUCUAUUCCUUGACUCUUUCAAGUAUUAAGGCGGAGAUGAGGAGAGAAGUGUUCAGAAAUCAUAAUGCCAUUGAAAUUUCAUAGUUUAUCUUUUGCGUUUUUGUAGGCAAAUUCAUGUUAUCAGAGGGUAAUUAUACAUCUUUUGCAGGAUGUCUGUUGUACAGGGUCUCCAAUGAUACAGCAUAUACGUCACUUGUACAUGGGAGGCAUCCCUAGUUUGGUGCCACAUUAAUAAAAUGUAUACGGAAAUAUAGUUUGAUCUUUCAGUUUUAUACUAUCUUAUUUAAUCAACAUCGUGCUCCUGGAUGUUAGCACGAUGUUAAUGGAGUUAGAUAAAGCUUGUAUUGAUUAGUGUUAUACGAAUAAGUUUCAUCUUAUGAUAGGAC